This is a messenger RNA of Etheostoma spectabile (orangethroat darter), 2318 nucleotides long. It is a transcript of the gene prg4a, whose product is annotated as proteoglycan 4a. NCBI's taxonomy places the organism in Eukaryota, Metazoa, Chordata, Actinopteri, Perciformes, Percidae. Bases 109 to 1725 code for a protein of 538 amino acids. The transcript is spliced from 14 exons. The record is from RefSeq and is a predicted model, not a curated record.
AGAAGAAGUGACUCUAGACUCAUUCUCUCACUCUCUAUUACUUUGGCAGUGUGUCUCUCUCUUUGUACAUCACACUUGUUAUUCAGCUCAGCAGAGUAGUGGGUAAAGAUGGUGAUGAUGAAAAUAUCCCCGUGGCUCCUGUUGCUUGGCCUUGCUGUGACCUACACUGCAGCUGCUGGACCAGGCAGCUGUGUGGGUCGCUGUGGCGAGGUGUUCACCAGAGGCCAGCAGUGUACCUGUGACUUCAGCUGCCUGCAACAUAACGAGUGCUGCCCAGACUUUCAGGCUGUGUGCAUCACUGCUCAGUCCUGUCAGGGGCGCUGUGGUGAGACCUUCAGGCGUGGUCGGACAUGCGAGUGUGAUCCACGGUGCAUCCAGUACAACACCUGUUGUCAAGACUACCAGCUACACUGCGAUGCCAGAGUGUCAGUUUCACACAUACAGCCUGUGAGGGCUGCAUCUUCAGGAAAGCAGAAAUCAGAGAGGAGGUGGACGUCUAACAGCGAAAGCGAGGAAUGGUACACAGGUGCAGGCCGCAAACCACUGACUGACAGGUCCUCUGGCCCCGCCCCUCCUGUUGUACCAACCAAUCCACAACGACAUGGUGUGAGUGACGUCUCUGUCGGUCUGCUGCCAGUGUCCAUCCCUUCUUCUCAUAGCGGCGUUCCAGACUGGCCAGCUGGCCACUCUCUGCCCAGCUACAGUGCUCCGUCCCUGGGCAGCGGUGCUCCUGUCGGACCCAGUGGUCCUGGAGCUGUUGAUGGUAAAGUGAAUGUCCACCUGGUGCUGUCCCCUGGGGGAGGGACUCCAUCUGGGCCAAGUCCAGAUCUCAGUGGCCCAGCAGGCUCCAGACCCAGCACCCUGCAGGACGUAGCCCAGGCUUUGGGUCUCUCUGUGGUGGAAGGAGGUGCCGAGGGACUAGGAACAGGAGUCCUUGCUGAUGUCGACCUAUGCAGUGAUUCUCCCAUUAAUGGACUGACAGCUCUCAGCAACGGGACCAUACUGAUAUUUAAAGGUGAGCUGCUCUGGUCAGUGGACCCUGUCAGUCGCUUAGUUGGUCCUCCGCAGAGUAUCACAGACACUCUGGGUGUCUCCUCUCCCAUUGAUACUGUCUUCACACGCUGCAACUGCCACAGAAACACCUACAUCAUCAAGGGAGACCAGUACUGGCGUCUAGAUAGUAACAUGGUGAUGGAGCCGGGCUACCCCAAACCUCUGGCCUCUGAGUUUCCCGGUCUGACAGGAAGUAUCAGUGCUGCACUGGCAGUACCAGCCACCAGGAGCAGCCCCGAGACUGUAUACUUCUUCAAGAAUGGAGGCAUCAUGCAGAGGUACACCUUCCCACCAGGCAGCACUCCGUCCUGCAGCAAGACACCAAGACGUUUCGCUCGCCAGGCUGUUCGUCUGAGUGGAGAGAUCAACAUCAAAGUGUCUCUGAAGGGAUUCCCCAGCCCGGUCACCGCUGCUCUGUCCAUGCCCAGUCCUCAGGGGAAUUAUCCAUACGAGCACUACGUCUUCUCUGGACCGCUCUUCUUCAGGGUCCAGAUUUCACGUGACCUGCCAGUGCUGGUCAAACCUGACCCAUCUGCAGCCCUUGCAGCCCUUGCACCCCUCCUCAUCUUUAGCCCUGCCGCUGUGGCAACCAACUCUGCCAACAUGGCCGCUCAAAAUGCUAACCCUCCCCUCCCAGCCAACUCCAUCAGAGUUUGGCUGCGCUGCCCUUAGGAACAUCCUGACAAGCAGACAGAAGCUGUGUUCUGGUAUUUUCUAUAUCAGCACAGGUUUUACUUAGUAAAUAUAUAUAUGGAGCAAAUAGUAACCUGUCUCGAUUUUAAUUUUCCAUAGUUUUUUUCCCUCCCAACUACAUACCAUCACAAAUUUUGACAGCCCCACCCAUCUAUAAAACCUAAAACCUUCCAAAGGUUUCAUUUCCAAUGGUUGUGUGAUGGGUAGAAUUUAUUCUUUUAGGAAUUCUGAAAAUGACCCGUUGUUUUGUCCACAUAUAAAGUGUCAUUGAUUAUGUUUAGGGACGUAACUAUCAAUUAUCUUAUUAGUGAUUACUCAGUCAAACAAUUAAUCUCUGUAAAAUAUAUAUGUUUUAGUCAAUAAAAUAGCCAAAUCUAAAACCUAGAGUAUACAAAUAUAAAACAAAGAAAAGCUCCAAACCCUCACAUUUAAGAAGCUAAAACCAGAGAAUGCAAUCUCUAUGGCAGCCAUCUUAAGUGUGAUAAUUCAUCGCUGAUUGGCAAUGGCCUCUCAGUCCACUCUCAGUGGAAUAACACACUGAUUAUAAAAAAAACCACAUCUCGCUGCUACAU